GUCGAAUGACACCGCAGGCAGGCAGCGCAAUGCGAGCGAGAGACAUUUUCGCGGCGGCCAAAUUUGAUGUCUCAGAACUUAGCCACUGGGUGUACUCGUAUGCCAGCCACUUCCCACGCGCCGUCAGCCCUAGUGUAGCUGGGAGACACCAGGCACUUUACACAGAAGCUAGGCCUGUCGCAUUAGGUUUGUCUCUGUAAAGUCCUUGCUACAAUCGCUGCCUAUAUGUGUAGAUAGCUAUGCGCUUUGGGCCGUAGAUGCGCGUCCCAACCAACAGUUUCACAUAGGAUAGGCAUUUUCAACCAACCGCUGCAGGCAAAGAUCCUUCGUUUCGUGCCGCUAUCCGUACCAACUAGUGUACUUCAGAACCGGGGCAAGACAAACCAAGUAGCGUCGAUGACUGGCCAAAGAUUGAGGGGCUACAAGUACGAACACCUUAGUUGGACUCGCCCUCUAAAGGUUACGAGCACCUCGCGCAUCUCUAUCCAAUACCCCUGGCGCUGUAUCCGGACCAACGUACAUGUCGACCCGCUCAACCCCAUACCAACGCAAUCAUCCUUUUAAAAGCCAGCUUUUGAUCAUCUUUUCGUCCGCAUCUCUCAGAUUCCCCUGCUCACUACUGUUGCUAGCGUUCCCACAUGCCCAGCGUUCUGGGUUGACAAGAAGGCGCCACGAUACUACUAAAAAUCGAAAGGCCGUCGGCCAUUAGCCAUUGAGAUUAUCGCUAGGGAUCAUUGGAGACGGUGGGAAUUCACCGAGUUGUUCCACAGCUCCACACGCAUCUCCCUUCUCUACCUCUCCACCCUGCAACAACUCCGGAAUAUUGCUCUACCCUUGACGUAGACUCGUACUAGACUUGACUUGAGUCUUGAGUACAAGUUGAACGCUGUCCCCCCGUUCUCGUCCCAUCUACAGUACUCAGUCAUCCUCCGUGUCCCAAAUCAUACGACGUCAACCUCUGUCAACAUGGCGGCCAUAGAGGAGGUGCCUAUCCCCGAACCAAGAGGUCUUCCCUUCUUAGGACACAUUGCCGAGUUCAAUCCUGAGAACCCAUUGAACGACCUACAUCGUUUGGCUGAUACAUAUGGCGAGGUUUACCGGCUACGUAUGCCAGGAAUGACUGUGGUCUUCGUAUCCACACAAGCCCUUGUCAACGAAGUGUGCGAUGAGACUCGCUUCCAAAAGUCCUUGAACAAUGUCCUUCGCGAAGUCAGACACAUCGCCAACGAUGGUCUCUUCACUGCCAAACCAGAGGAACCCAACUGGGGCAUCGCGCACAGAAUCCUCAUCCCAGCUUUCGGUCCCGUCACCAUCCGCGGCAUGUUCGACGAGAUGGCCGACGUUGCCUCCCAAAUGGCCAUGAAAUGGGCCCGCCACGGAAGUCAGACACCGAUUCGCGUCACCGACGACUUCACUCGGCUGACCCUUGACACAAUUGCCCUCUGCUCAAUGGACUUCCGCUUCAACUCGUACUACCGCGAGGAACUCCACCCCUUCAUCAACGCCAUGGGCGACGCUCUCACAGAAUGCGGCAACAGGGACAAGAGACCAGCCUUUGCCAACUACUUCUUCCGGAGCACGGAGCAAAAGUUCUUCGCCGACAUUGAGCUGUUGCGCAAAACGGCCAGAGAAGUUCUUGAAUCACGCAAGGCAAACCCAUCAGACAGGAAGGACCUGUUGUCUGCAAUGCUGAACGGCGUGGACCCCAAGACGGGCCAGAAGAUGACCGAUGCCAGCAUCAUUGAUAACCUGAUUACCUUCCUUAUUGCCGGCCAUGAGACAACCUCCGGCAUGCUGUCUUUUGCAUUCUUUGAGCUUUUGCGCCAGCCAGCGGCCUACCGAAAGGCCCAGCAGGAAGUUGACGAUGUCAUUGGGCAAGCCCCCAUUACAAUAGACCACCUUUCAAAGCUGCCUUACCUGAAUGCCGUUCUCCGCGAGACUCUCCGUCUUUGCGCCACGAUCCCGGCCUUUGCCGUUGAAGCUAAGGAAGACACCCUCAUCGGCGGCAAAUACCCAGUCAAGAAGGGCGAAUCCAUUGCCUGCCUGCUCGGCAAAUCCCAACUUGACCCUAUCGUCUACGGCGACGAUGCCGGCGAGUUCAAGCCCGAGAGAAUGCUGGACGAAAACUUUGAGCGAACCCAGAAAGAAUUCCCGAAUUCGUGGAAACCCUUUGGCAACGGUAUGCGCGCUUGUAUCGGCCGGCCAUUCGCCUGGCAAGAGGCUCUGCUCGCCACAGCCAUGCUGCUGCAAAACUUCAAUUUUACCAUGGACGACCCGAAUUACCAGCUCAAGAUUUCUGAGUCUCUCACGAUUAAACCGAAGGACUUUUAUAUGCGCGCGACUCUGCGGCACGGCAUGAGUCCCACAGAGCUGGAGCACAAACUCGCGGGUAGGGGACCGAGUAAGACCAAGCUGGCCCAUCGGCCUUCGCCAUCAGCUCAGGCGAACGGUGAACAGACCAACGGAAACGAGGCCUCCGCACGAAGCGGGAGACCCAUUAGUAUCUACUAUGGCUCCAACAGUGGCACCUGUGAGGCCCUUGCCCAACGCCUUGCGACCGACGCGAGUUCCCACGGAUUCGACGCCACGGUCGUCGAGCCUCUUGAUACCGCCCGUGAAAAUCUCGUCAAAAACCAGCCCGUGGUCAUCAUUACUGCUUCAUACGAAGGCCAGCCACCAGAUAACGCAGCCCAUUUCGUCGCCUGGCUCGAGAGCCUGAAGGGCCAGGAGCUGCAGGAUGUCCCCUAUGCCGUCUUUGGCUGUGGACACCAUGACUGGGUGCAAACCUUCCACCGCAUCCCACAUCUGGUUGAUACUACCAUGGAGAAGCAUGGAGGCAGCAGACUCGUUCCCAUGGGUCUUACUGACGCUGCCGAGCGAGACAUGUUUUCCGACUUUGAAGUCUGGGAAGACGAAAUCCUGUGGCCGGCUCUUGCUGAAAAGUACGAAGUGGCCGAGGCACAGGACGGCAGUGGCUUGCAAUCCGGCCUCGCCGUGCAGAUCUCCAACCCGCGCACAUCUACGCUGCGGUCCGAUGUCCAGGAGGCUGUCGUUAUGGAGGAGAAGAUGCUGACUUCGCCUGGUGAACCCGAGAAGAGACACAUGGAUAUCCAGCUCCCAUCAAAUAUGACGUACAGGUCGGGAGAUUACCUCGCGGUGUUGCCCCUGAACCCACGCAGCAAUGUCGAGAGAGUUUUUAGGAGGUUCCAGCUAGCGUGGGAUGCGUGCCUGACCAUCUCUGGCGAUAAGAGGACUGCCUUGCCAGUCAAUCAGACGAUCUCUGCCCUGGAUAUUCUCAGCGCGUAUGUGGAGCUCGCGCAGCCGGCGACGAAGCGGAAUAUUUUGUCUCUGAUGGAAGCGACCCAAGAUGAUGACACCAUCAAGAAGCUGGAGCAGCUCGCAGGCGAUGAGUAUCAAGAGGAAAUCACCCAAAAGCGGGUUACCGUCCUAGAUCUCCUAGAGAGAUUCCCGUCCAUCGCGCUGCCUAUCGGCGCGUUCCUCGCCAUGCUCCCUCCCAUGCGUGUUCGCCAAUACUCAAUCUCAUCCUCUCCACUCCGCAACCCCUCCCAAGCAACGCUAACCUACUCGGUCCUCGACUCGCCCUCCUUAUCGGGCCAAGGCCGCCACGUCGGCGUAGCAACAAGCUACCUCGCCGCCCUCAAGAAGGGCGACAAGCUGCACGUCGCGGUUCGACCCUCACACGCCGCAUUCCACUUGCCUCGCGACCCGGAAAACACCCCGCUGAUUCUCGUCGCCGCCGGAUCCGGCAUCGCACCCUUCCGCGGUUUCGUACAGGAGCGCGCGGCGAUGCUGGCUGCGGGACGGACGCUUGCGCCUGCUUUGCUGUUCUACGGAUGCCGGAGACCGGGCGCGGAUGAUUUGUACCGCGAGGAGUUCGAUGCCUGGGAGAAGAUGGGUGCUGUUUCUGUUCGGAGAGCGUACUCUCGUGCUGCUACGGCUCAAGGGGAAGGGGAAGUAGAGGGUGGAAGUUGUCGGUAUGUGCAGGAUAGAAUGUACCGGGAUAAGAAGGAUGUAUCGGAGCUGUGGGCUCGUGGGGCCAAGUUGUUUGUGUGCGGGACGAGGAGUGUGGGGAAGGCGGUAGAGGAGGCUUGCGUGAGGGUCAUUUUAGAGUCUGCGAAGGAGGGCAAGGGUGAGGGACUUGCUGAGUUGAGGGAUUUGGAUUAUGAGGGGGCGAAGAAGUGGUUUGAGGGUAUUCGGAAUGAGAGGUAUGCUACGGAUGUGUUUGACUAAAGGGGUUCCUUGAUGAGUACGGACUUGGUUUGAUGGGCUGGAUGGUGUUUGUGUUGAGUUUAGGAUACCACUCCCCUCCGAGUGUUUGAUUUCACAUUUGCGUUUAGAUAUUAGAACGAGCAGGCAUGUCUCAUUACUGUACGAGCCAAUAAUUGGGG
This is a messenger RNA of Colletotrichum scovillei, 4409 nucleotides long. RefSeq names its product bifunctional reductase. Bases 967 to 4251 code for a protein of 1094 amino acids. Lineage: Eukaryota; Fungi; Ascomycota; Sordariomycetes; Glomerellales; Glomerellaceae. Gene Ontology annotation, cellular component: cytosol. The transcript is spliced from 6 exons. The record is from RefSeq and is a predicted model, not a curated record. Gene Ontology annotation, molecular function: NADPH-hemoprotein reductase activity; heme binding; iron ion binding.